Etheostoma spectabile (orangethroat darter) is the source of this 2988-nucleotide messenger RNA. It is a transcript of the gene mcm3, whose product is annotated as minichromosome maintenance complex component 3. The record is from RefSeq and is a predicted model, not a curated record. Gene Ontology annotation, biological process: DNA strand elongation involved in DNA replication; DNA replication; double-strand break repair via break-induced replication. Gene Ontology annotation, molecular function: single-stranded DNA helicase activity; ATP hydrolysis activity; ATP binding. Gene Ontology annotation, cellular component: MCM complex; nucleus. NCBI's taxonomy places the organism in Eukaryota, Metazoa, Chordata, Actinopteri, Perciformes, Percidae.
AAAACGUCUUUACCAAGUUGACCAAUCGCUUCUUACGCUCUACUUGCACCCGGCACGCAGUGGCGCGAAAACCCUUCAGUGUGAAGUCUGACGGCAGCAGAGCAGACACCGUACGGAACUCUGUGCGCAAUAUUUCAAGAUUUUAAAGUAGAAAAAAAGAAGCGCUUAUAAUGGCAACCGACGUCGUAGAUGACCUGGAGAUGAGAGAGGCUCAGAGGGACUACCUGGACUUCCUGGACGACGACCAAGACCAGGGGGUCUACCAGAGCAAAGUCCGGGACAUGAUCAGUGAGAACAAAGCCCGGCUCACCGUCAACAUCAACGACCUGAGGAGGCGCAACGAGGCCCGGGCUGCAAAACUGAUGAGCAAUGCGUUCGAGGAGCUGCUGGCGUUCCAGCGGGCCCUGAAGGACCUGGUGGCCUCAGUGGACGCCACCUACGCCAAGCAGUACGAGGAGUUCUUCAUCGCCCUGGAGGGCAGCUUCGGCACCAAGCACGUCACCCCCCGCACCCUGACCUCCCGCCUGCUGGGCAGCAUGGUGUGUGUGGAGGGCAUCAUCACCAAGUGUUCUCUUGUGCGUCCUAAAGUAGUGCGCAGCGUCCACUACUGCCCGGCCACCAAGAAAACAAUGGAGAGGAAGUACACCGACAUGACGUCGCUGGAUGCCUUCCCCUCCAGCGCCAUCUACCCCACCAAGGACGAGGAGAACAACCCCCUGGAGACGGAGUUCGGUCUCUCCGUCUACAAGGACCACCAGACCAUCACGGUGCAGGAGAUGCCGGAGAAGGCGCCCGCCGGCCAGCUGCCCCGCUCGGUGGACAUCAUCCUGGACAACGACCUGGUGGACGUGGUCAAACCGGGGGACCGGGUGCAGGUCAUCGGCACGUACCGCUGCCUGCCCGGCAAGAAGGGAGGCUUCACCUCCGGCACAUUCAGGACCAUCAUGAUAGCUUGCCACGUCAAGCAGAUGAGUAAGGAAGUGUCCCCCAACUUCUCAGCGGACGAUAUAGCCAAAAUCAGGAACUUCAGCCAGACUCGCUCCAUGGAUGUGUUUGAUCAGCUGUCCCGCUCCCUGGCUCCCAGCAUCCACGGCCAUGAGUACAUAAAGAAGGCCAUCCUGUGCAUGUUGCUGGGCGGCGCCGAGAAGGUUCUGGAUAACGGCUCGCGCAUCAGAGGAGACAUCAACAUCCUGCUCAUCGGUGAUCCAUCGGUGGCAAAGUCCCAGCUGCUGCGCUACGUGCUCCACACAGCGCCGCGGGCCAUCGCCACCACCGGCCGAGGCUCCUCCGGCGUGGGUCUGACCGCUGCAGUCACCACCGACCAGGAGACCGGCGAGCGGCGUCUGGAGGCGGGGGCCAUGGUGCUGGCCGACCGCGGCGUGGUGUGCAUCGACGAGUUCGACAAAAUGUCCGACAUGGACCGCACGGCCAUCCACGAGGUGAUGGAGCAGGGCCGCGUCACCAUCGCCAAGGCUGGCAUCCACGCCCGGCUCAACGCCCGCUGCUCUGUGCUGGCGGCUGCCAACCCCGUCUACGGCAGGUACGACCAGUAUAAAACCCCCAUGGAGAACAUCGGCCUCCAGGACUCCUUGCUGUCCCGCUUCGACCUCCUGUUCAUCGUGCUGGAUCAGAUGGACGCCGAGCACGACCGCGAGAUCGCCGAUCACGUGCUGCGGAUGCACCGCUACCGAGACCCCCGCGAGCAGGAGGGAGCAGCCAUGCCUAUGGGCGGCACCGUAGACGUCCUGGCCACAGAAGACCCCGACGUGAUAGCCGAGGAGCGCGAGGAGAUGCACAUCUACGAGAAACACAACAACAUGCUGCACGGAAGCCGGAGGAAGAAGGAUAAGAUCGUGAGUAAGGAGUUCAUGAGGAAGUACAUCCACAUCGCCAAGGCUGUGACACCCGUGCUGACCGAGGAGGCAGCCAAUCACAUCGCAGAAGAGUACUCGCUCAGGAGCCAGGAGCAGAUGGGUGUCGACAUUGCCCGGACCUCUCCAGUGACAGCCCGUACGCUGGAGACGUUGAUCCGCCUGUCCACCGCACACGCCAAGGCCCGCAUGAGCAAAGCCGUGGAGCUGGAGGACUCGGAGGUGGCCGUGGAGCUCGUCCAGUUCGCCUACUUUAAAAAGGUUCUGGAGAAAGAGAAGAAACGGUCAAGACAGCAGCGCGACUCUGCUUCAGAGGAGGAAGAGGAGGAGUCGUCCACUCAACGGUCCCAGAAAACCUCCAAGAAGCGGGGGCGUCUGGGCUCUCAGGGCAGCGACCCCUACAGCCCGUAUGACUUCAGCGAGGAGCAGAACGUCCCCGAGAUUCAGGCCGGCACCCCGAAACCAGCCAAGCCCCAGCGGGAUGACGAGGAGCCCAUGGAGGCCACUUCCCAGGCCAAAGACUCUGAGCUGUCUGCAGAGAGGCUGAAGGAGUUCAAGUCGUCGCUGUUCGCCGUGUUCCAGUCCGCUCACGCUCAGUCUGUCAAGAUGAAGACGCUGAUGGACGACAUCAACAAGGAGCGCGAGAAGCGCUUCGCCGAGCCCGAGGUCCGCGCCGCGCUGGCCCGCAUGCAGGACGACAACCAGGUCAUGGUGGCUGAUGACAUCAUCUUCCUCAUCUGAGGGGGGGGGGGGGGGGGGGGGAGAUGACGCUGGCUAAAAUGGAUUACAUGGACUGUAUAAAGAAAGUGAUAUUUGCAUGUACAUUUAUGUUUUUCUCCCGUUUGUAUUCAUACACCCUCUGUUUCCUCUCUAUUUUGUAAUUCCACCCACAAUGCACCGGGAGUUAUGAGUUAUUCCUCUCAUUGAAUUGGAUCCACCGUGGUGCAGAUUGUUCCAUUUAGCAAUGAAACUGGAGCGUGUUGCUUCACUGUAAUAAAUAUAAUAUGAUUAUGGUAAGUUUACAACACUUCUGAUGUCUGGAUUUGUAAAUAGUUGAAGAGAAGUUUUGAAGUUAUAACUGUAGCUGUGUAUUAAAAAAUAAACUGAUGGGACACAA